CGGGAUAUUCGCAUACUCAAAUCAUCAAUCCCGCCCACGAUGGAAGAGAACAUCGACGUGUGUAUCCGAGUCCGUCCCUUGAAUGAGAGGGAGACGAAGGCCAAGGACGCGCAUAUAUUGCACUGCGUGUCAUCGAUGAACGCCAUCUCCAUCACGGACCGCUACGGGACGCCGCUCCCUGGACCGGCGUUUCAGUACGAUCACAUCUUCUCGGAAAGCGUGCCGACCAGUACCAUCUACAACGAAGUUGCGAAGCGAAUCGUGCUCUCCACACUUAAGGGCAUCAAUGGCACGAUCUUUGCGUACGGGCAAACGUCGUCGGGGAAGACGCACACGAUGCAUGGCGACGUGCACACGGAACUGGGCAUCCUUCCCCUCGCCGUCGAACACAUCUUCAGCUAUAUCGAACAAUCCACCGAUCGAGACUUCCUCAUUCGAGUGUCGUACGUCGAAAUCUACAACGAAGUCAUCCGCGAUCUCUUGUGCGACGACAAGGACAAGUGCCAGACCAGCUUGAAAAUCCGCGAAGAUCCCAAGAAAGGCAUCUACGUGGAAUCUCAAGAGGAAAUUAUCACGGACUAUGACGCUAUAUUUCGAUUGCUCGACCAAGGCGAACAACGACGAACGGUUGGGCAAACAACCAUGAACGAGCGAUCAAGCCGAUCGCACAGCAUUUUCCGCAUCGUCAUUGAAAGCAAGAAAAAGUCGGCGCCAACCAACACGCGCGGCUCUGUGGACGACGCCCAUGGAGGAGUGCUCGUGGGCGUGCUCAACUUGGUGGAUUUGGCGGGAUCGGAAAGCGUCCGCCACACAGCGUCCGAGGGCAUGCGUUUGAGGGAAGCGAGCAACAUCAAUCGGUCGCUGCUAACGUUGUCGCGAGUCAUCAAUUCGCUGGCGCAGGGGGCGGAAAGCAUUCAAAACGCGCCGUUCCGCGACAGCAAAUUGACUCGGUUGUUGCAAAGUUCGCUGGCGGGAAGUACACGAACCCUCAUCAUUUGCUGCGUGACUCCGUCCGACCGCCAUUUAGAAGAAUCGAAAAGCACACUUCAGUUUGCCGCGCGUGCCAAGAACAUUCAACUCAGCGCGAGCGUAAACGAAGUCUUGGACGACCAAGCCCAAUUGCAGCGCUUGAAGCGCGAAGUGGUCGACUUGCGCCACCAAGUGGACAACAACCCCGUCGUGCAUGCGCUCAAGGCCGAGAACGACGCCUUGUCCGAAGUCAAGUCGCUCCACGAAGCCAAGAUCCAACGGCUCUUGGGUUUAAUGGCCACAUCGGCGACAAUCAACGCCCCCCCUAACGCCAAGCCAAAGCCAAAGCGGACCCGCGAAACGUGGGGCCCUGGGGACGUGCUGCACUCGCUCCAACAGCGUUCGUCCACGAGCUUGGAGCAAGUGAUUCUGCACGAAUUGCAGACCUCGUCUCAAGUCGCGAAAAAGCAGCGAAAGGCGCGGCGGCUCUCGGACGAACAAGCAUCCACCACCACUGACGACGACGACGCCGAUCACCACCACCUCGUGACGCACUUGAAGAGUCAACUUGACGCGAAGGACCGCAUGAUUCGUCAACUGCAGUCGUCUGAAUGUGCUGCAUGUUGCAACCACGAGGACAAGCUCAAGCAACUGGAGACGCUGCUGCACCAAGCAGACGCCGACCGGUCGGCGCUUGAAAGCGACCUGGAGCAGGCGCGCGCGGAGGUGCAGCAAGCCCAAUGCAAGCAAGCAGAACUCACUCAAAAGGUUGAAGCAUUCGACCAGUUGCUCGAAGAAAGCGAAACCAGUGCCAGUGAAGCCAUGGAGCAAAACAUGCUGCUGGAAACCCAGCAUUGCCAAGUGCAAGUGCAAUUAGCCGAUCAAUUGAACAAAGCGCACGACGCUGAACUCGCGCUGGUAGCUCUGCAAGAAAAGUGCGAUCGCUACGAAGCCGCACUCGAAGUAUCCAGCAACAUUGGUGCCGCAAACAACGAAGCGCUGGACGACCUCGUCAUAACGGAGAAGGUCGAGGCAAUGCUUCAAGCUCAAGCGGAACAACAUGCCAAGGAAGUCAUGUCGUGGGCGGCAAAGAUCGCCGACUUGGAACAAGAACUGGGUCGUUUGAGAACCAACGAAGAAGCCAAGUCGAUGCAAGUGGCCGCCGCGUCGGCUCUCCAAGCAGAGAACCAGCGCCUCCGAGAGGAAUCGGUGACCCACGAAAGCGCAUUGGCCGAGAGCAAGGCGGCCGUGGAAGCGUUGGAACAAGCGGCGGCAGAUCAUGCGAAAACGCUACUGGACGGUUGUAUCGUGCAAACUACUGCGACGGACGACGACCAUGCGACUCAGCUCCUGGCCGAGCUCCGAACUGCCAAGGACGCCGAGAUUGCCACGUACAAGGCCGCGAACCGCGACUUGUUGACCGAGUUUGAGCAAGCGACGCUGAAGUUUGAAACCGAAGUGCAAAGUGUGAAGUGUGAGCUGGAAGCCAUAGCCAGUCAACGCAGUGCGCUCCAACUCGACAAGGAAGCAGCGCACGCCGAAAUCGGGCAGCUUCAAGCUACGAUUGCACAGCAGGCAGAGCGGCUUGGCGACCUGAUGCAGCAAGUGGCGUCGGGCGAAAGCGCGUCGGUCCGCCUUGAAGAACUGGAACGUUGCAAUGCCCUCCAUCAAGAGGAACUGCGCCGCCUCGAACGGAUUGCCGACGACGCGCUUGCAGCGAAAACGCAGCUUGGGCGAGACCUUGAACAUGCAGAAGUGGCCAAGACAAGGCAGUUGCACGAGCAAGCCCAAACGACCAGCGUGACGCUCGCUCAAGUGGUCGCCGACCACGACCAAGCCCAAGUUAUCUCGAACGAAACCAUCGACAGAUUGACCACGGCUAACCGUAAACUGACCCAACAAGGCGAAACGUUGCGAGUCGAAGUCACCAAGUUGAACGCGGAGCGGACGUCGUUGCUAGAACGCACGGAGGAACUGUCCAAGCAAGUGGAAGCGAUGACGUUGGAAUUGGCAAGUGUGGUCGACGAGCACAAAGUCAAGCUCAACGAAAGCUACCAAUCGCUCGAGGUAGACAUGGCCAAGUUGGAGCAAUCUCAUGGCGAAGAGCGAGAAGUCCUUCGAAAACAAGUCGAGGACCUGCAAGAUCAAGUCAUCAACGCGAACAUUGAAUUGCUGCAAAAGCAAGAAAAGAUCGCGGGCCUUGUCGUCGAGAUCGAAGCGAGUCAAGCGGCCGUCGCAAAUCUGGCCGACAUACCAGCACUCGAAGAUCGUUUGGCCAAUAUGGCGACGUUGAACAACGAGUUACAAGCCAGUGCUGACAAGCACGCGGAGGCGGCAGCGACCCUCGAAGACAUCGUAGCCAACUUGAAGGGUGACGUGUCGACGCUAAAGGCCCAACUCGAAGCGCAAACUGUUUCGCAUCAAAACAAGGUCGUCCAAGUGCAAGAACUGCAGGAUGCGCACUCCGCCCUCGAACUCGCCCUCCAGACCAUGCAAAGCAAGAACGAAAUGUUGCAAGAGUCGCUGCAGUCUACGAACGCACACUGCGCCACGGUAGAGGCAAAGGUCGGCGCGUUGCUUGAAAGCCUCGCUGACAAGGACGGCCAGAUCGUUCAACUGCAAGAAGAAUUGCAGACCGCGGAACUGACGAAUGCUCAAACCCAAGCCGGUCUGGACGAUGUCGUUGCCGAGCGAACCAAGGCGUUAGCAGAUGAGGCAAAGCGCAUGGGACUGGUCAACAAAGAGUUGCGUGUGGGUGUCGAUGAGUCGAACGCCAUGUGGCGUGAAAAGGUCGACUCGAUCGUGGCAUCGCGCGACGCCGAAGUGGCUGCGUUGGCUGGUCAAAUCCAAGCUCUGGAACUCAAGAUCCACGACAUGGAGGAACGCAACUCGAACGGGGGUGCGACGUCACCCGACGAAGUGCGGUCACUGAAUGCCCAACUCGGCACGCUCCAAAACGAACUGGACGCGCAGCUCGAAGAAAAGGAAGCACUGUACGACAAGAUUGACGAAUUGGAAAAAGCAGCGCUUUGCAACGUUCAAAACCAGCACGACCACGUGCGAAUGCUCCAGCGGCAAUGGGACAUGGAAAAAGCGACGCUCACGGAUCGAUUGGGCGUCCAGCGCGACCGAAUCAACAAGCUCGAACUCGUGAAGAUGACCAAGGGGCAUUUGGAAGUGUUUGAGAAGCUCAAGCUCAACAUCAAAAAGAAAACCGACGAGGUGGCUGCCCUUCAGCAGCAAUUGCAAGCGUCACGCAACGACGACGGGAUGGCGUUGAUGGAAGAACGCUGGCGAUACGAACAAACCGAGCGAAAGGUGGCGGAUGCAAAGUUGGCCGAGGUCAAGCUAAAGUUGCACACGACGCAAAAUGAAUUUCAAAUCAAAACCAGUGAAGUCGCGUCGCUGCAAAACGCUAUCGUUCAGUACGAAGGCCACAUUGACACGUUGGAGAACCAAAUCCGAGUCCACGGCACCUCGUCCACCGAAAUCGACGACCUUCGCCGCCACGUCGCCGACUUGGAACGCCUCGUGCAAAGCCAGAGCCAGCAACUGCGCGGACACCAAGACAACAUUCAAAGCCUCACUCAACUUCGCGACCAACUUGCACAGCAAGUGGCUGAGCUACAGCAACUGGUUCGUGACAAGGACGUGCAGCUCAAGCGAUGUGAAGACGACGCCGCGUCCAAGCAACAGGAAUGGCAGGUCGCGAAUGAAGACCUGCACGAGAAAUUCCACGCCGACUUGCGGUACUUGGAAAAAGAAAACUUGGAGCUGCACCUCGAACUCAAACAAACCAAGCGACUCAUGUCGUCCACCGGCAAGGGCAUCGCGUCGCCGCCUCUACCUCGAGCCCGGACAAGUCUGUCUGAAAUCGAACAACCCAAGUACCAGUCACCACAAUUGCCGUCGCCGUCGUCGCUGACGAAAUCGUUCCUCGGGCCAUCAAAGGCACUUGCCGUGGACGACAACGACAAAGAGAACACCCCGGCGGUCGACAUCACCACCACCACCAGUAGUAGUGGUGGUGGUGGUGGUAGCGACGGCAUGCCCAGCGAAUGUAACCAGCAAUAACGUCUACUAGACAAAUCAACUAACUACAUGGGAAAGAACUACUUGUAGUUAUACCGUUAUUACAUAUCUCGACACCUAUUCCUCACGUUAACGUUAGCUCAAAUACAACACGGGCGAGGCGUCGUUGAGGCG
Aphanomyces astaci is the source of this 5175-nucleotide messenger RNA. RefSeq lists its product as hypothetical. The transcript is spliced from 7 exons. Gene Ontology annotation, biological process: microtubule-based movement. NCBI's taxonomy places the organism in Eukaryota, Oomycota, Saprolegniomycetes, Saprolegniales, Verrucalvaceae. Gene Ontology annotation, molecular function: microtubule binding; ATP binding; microtubule motor activity. The record is from RefSeq and is a predicted model, not a curated record. Bases 40 to 5043 code for a protein of 1667 amino acids.